CGUUCAGACUUCUUUGAGACUCCGCUCAAGAAGGUCGUGUUUGCGCUUCGCUUCGUUCAACUUCGGCUCAAGUUCGGUUCGCGCUCGCAUAUUCACAGUAUACACUCGUAUUCGCGAUCGCUUACUAGUACUGCCACUGUGCCCUUUAAGUAAUCAACAAAAAUUUGGAUUAAUUCUCAGCGUACUUGCACCUAACUGCAAAGGCAAUUAAGGAAGUAAUUCGUGGCCAGAGCUCAACUCGUGGACGUUGUCGCGAUGCGGUGCAGCAUGCAAGCACACGAAACCGCUUGAAACGUCGCUGUUAAAGCGUCAACAGCAAUUGCCAUAAUUGCCAUUGGAGCAGCACAGCACAGCACAGCACAUCACAGCACAGCACAGUCCAAUAACCGCUGGACCUGCACAGCACAUAUACCACACAACACUUACCCAUACCCACACCCAUACCCAAACACCCCAUCCCAUCCCGGCACCCGGCACCCGGACCAAUUCGGCAUCAUCGAGUCGAAACUGGCAUCGAAACCCGCCACACGAGCUAAGCUAUCGGAGGCAGGCACACAGAUUGCCGCAAAUCCAGCUGAAUUGUAACAGAGCCGCCGCUUUGCCGCUUUGCAACGCGCCGGAAAAUCGCAAAAAUCGGAAAAUCGGAAAAUCCGAAAAGUCGAGAGACGAAGACCAAGUGCAAGAGCAAGAGCAGGCCAAAAACCAGUGGAGAGAUCAAUGAACGCGGCACGCAGCUGACAAGCAUUCGGUAUCCAUUCGGUAUCCACAUUUCAGCAGCCAGCGGAGCGUAAGAAAAGCGAAACGGACCAGCUUCGCUUUGCUUUUUGGGCGGCGUUCAUCAGCGUUUAAGCGUUCAAGUUCAGGCGGCGCCAAGCAGGAAGUUGUGCGGCUGCGCCUUAAUUGGAGCCAGUGUCAUUACCACCAGGCAACCGACAGCAAACAACAGACAACAGAAAACAGACAACAUCCACCAUUCACCGACGCUCAUCCUGCUCGAUGUAAGAUGUUAGUGGCCAACUAUUCCAACAGUACUUGCAUUGGCCAGAGCACACGCAACACAUGGAGAUGGAGUCGACUGGCGUUGGCCGUUAAUCUGUUUGCCUACUGCUGCUGCGCCUCUUUGGUUGUCGGUGGCGGUUUCGGUGUCGGUGUCGGUGCCACGCCCACCACAGCGGUGACCACGGCCGCCCUCCUGACGGGCCACCAACUGCUGCCCUGGCAGACUUCUGCAGCGGCGGCCACCACGCCCUCCACCGCCCGCAAUUUGUACGCCCCCUACCAGAGCUUUAGCCGGCAGGACGACAUCAGCUUCAAGGAUGUGCGCCAGCGCAGCGAUGGCACGGUGGUGCAGUCCUUCGGUUCCUAUCGCACCGCUCGCCAAAUGGCUGGCACUGCCAUGUCAGCCACCGCCCAGCGAAGAUCGGACGCCGCCGUAGAGAUCGUUCCGGCUCCGUCGGUGGAGCUGCCCCAGAGCGAGCUGAUCACGGUGCCCAGGCAGCUGGUGCCCACCAUGCCGGAGAAUGUGACGCGACGCGAGGGUCGGCGGCGCAACUACAUGUACAUACCGCUGCAGACGGAGGGGGAGAACGGCUCGGCGGGAUCCCUGCUGCAGCUGCGACCCAGCCGGAAUGCCACACUCUCCGCCUUGGGCCCCCCCGCCGACGGAGUGGCCGCCGUGGCCCACGAGUUCGCAGCCGAACUGGCCACUCAGGGCAGUCCGGAACAGCAGCCCCUGGAGCUGGAGCUGGGUCCCGACCGCACCGAGCGCAGUGAUCUCCUGGCCGCCGCCUCCAGUUCCACGGACAAGCUGGAGUACGCCGAGCCGGAGAACACCAGUCGGCGGGUGGGCUUCCAGUUUCCCAGCUACAGCCUCAAGCCCGCCAGUCCCUUCCACCCGCAGGCCUACCGCGAGGACAACCCCAUCUUCGGGGAAACCAGUGCCGGGGACUAUGAACCGCAGCCGUUCAGCGAGGAUGCAGCGGCUCCCGCUCCGCCGCCCACGCAGUUCGAGCAGCACGAGACGCGCCACACACGUCAGCUCUACUUCGACACGGACACGGCCUCCUCCAGCUUCGAGUUCCCCGGCCUGGUGAGCAACGCCAAGCCACAUGGCCUCAAGUUGUACCGUGACGAUGUGACCAAGUUCGGGGACAUCAAUGGACCGAUCACCGCCUUGCCGCAGCAGCGACCGCAGCGCGGAUUCUACUUCGGCGACACCGAGUUCCGGACGGGACCACCCGCCCCGGUGCGCCAAUUUGGGCCGCAGAAGAACUUCCAGGAGUACGUGGGACCCAGCGAGUACCAGGGAUCGCGCAAGAGCCGCUACUACCCGUACAAAUCGUCGCGCAGUCCGCGCGUGGUCUUCCCCACCAACGACAACGUGGGCACCACCGGACCCAGUGGACCCGCAGGCAGCAGCGGACCUUCCGGCAACGGAGUUUACUUCAGCGACAAUAUUGCUUUUAGGGACCAGAACUUCGGCAUCAACGAGCUGGCCGCCGUGCAGGAUGUGCGGAACGACUACAGUCUGCAGGAGCUGGAUAGCGCUUCGGAGGCGACCAGCAGUCCGCAGUCGGCGAGUACGUUCAAGGAGAAAGUCGACAUCACAACGGACACGGAGUGCCAGCACCGGGGCGGUACGUGCGAGUUCUUUUUGGGCUGCUGGCUGUCCGGCGGCCUCAUUCAGGGCACCUGCGACGGACUGCUGCGCGGCUGUUGCCACCGCACGGCCAAGUCGGCCAAUCUGGGCAGCUCGGACUUCGUCGGCAAUGCCGUAGAUCUGACCGAUCUGCCGCAAAAGAACUACGGACCGGUCAACAACGAACCCAGCUGCGGCAUUUCGCUGGCCAAACAAACCGCCCAGCGGCGCAUUGUGGGCGGCGAUGAUGCGGGCUUCGGCUCCUUUCCCUGGCAGGCCUACAUCCGCAUCGGUUCCUCCAGAUGUGGAGGUUCGUUGAUCUCGCGGCGCCACGUGGUCACCGCCGGUCACUGUGUGGCCCGGGCCACUCCGCGCCAGGUGCACGUCACGCUGGGCGACUACGUGAUCAACUCGGCCGUGGAACCACUGCCCGCCUACACUUUCGGAGUCCGGCGGAUCGAUGUGCACCCGUACUUCAAGUUCACUCCGCAGGCGGACCGCUUCGACAUCUCCGUGCUGACGCUGGAACGCACCGUGCACUUUAUGCCCCACAUAGCUCCCAUCUGCCUGCCGGAGAAGAACGAGGAUUUCCUGGGCAAGUUCGGCUGGGCCGCCGGCUGGGGAGCUCUGAAUCCGGGCUCUCGGCUGCGUCCCAAGACGCUGCAGGCCGUCGAUGUGCCGGUGAUCGAGAACCGGAUCUGCGAGCGCUGGCAUCGGCAGAACGGCAUCAACGUGGUCAUCUACCAGGAGAUGCUGUGCGCGGGAUACCGGAACGGGGGCAAGGACUCGUGCCAGGGCGACUCGGGAGGACCCCUGAUGCACGACAAGAACGGGCGUUGGUACCUGAUUGGUGUGGUCUCCGCUGGUUACUCCUGCGCGUCCCGCGGCCAGCCAGGAAUCUAUCAUAGCGUCAGCAAGACCGUCGACUGGGUGUCCUACGUCGUCGGACUCACGAUGAACAUCUAGGGACGACGACUCUAAUUUAUUCUCAUCGCAUUCGCAUUCGCACUCGCACCUGCCUGCUAAGUGGGCCCCAGAUUGUUUUGUACAUAACUCACUUCAUUCUGCUCCCGACACCGACUCCGAAUCCGAAUCCGCUUCUGAUCCACGUCGACUUAAUUUAUGGUUACACAAGAAAUAUAUUAUUAUAAUUUAACAAAACAAAUUAGCGCAGUACAAUUUAGCAGUUAGGAUUGGCUGUGUGUGUCUGCAAGAUACACACGUGUGCGAUAUAUUUGCAAACACCCUAAAACCUUUAAAUUAAUUAUAACUGAUAAUUACGGUUAAAUUUACUUAGUCAUAUGCGCUGUUAUG
Drosophila gunungcola (fruit fly) is the source of this 3952-nucleotide messenger RNA. RefSeq lists its product as uncharacterized. Lineage: Eukaryota; Metazoa; Arthropoda; Insecta; Diptera; Drosophilidae. Gene Ontology annotation, biological process: proteolysis. The record is from RefSeq and is a predicted model, not a curated record. Gene Ontology annotation, molecular function: serine-type endopeptidase activity.